Lipotes vexillifer (Yangtze River dolphin) is the source of this 1161-nucleotide messenger RNA. RefSeq names its product nucleosome assembly protein 1 like 4 (gene NAP1L4). Gene Ontology annotation, cellular component: nucleus. The coding region runs from base 1 to 1161 and encodes 386 amino acids. NCBI's taxonomy places the organism in Eukaryota, Metazoa, Chordata, Mammalia, Artiodactyla, Lipotidae. The record is from RefSeq and is a predicted model, not a curated record. The transcript is spliced from 14 exons. Gene Ontology annotation, biological process: nucleosome assembly.
AUGGCAGAUAACAGUUUUUCAGAUGGGGUUCCUUCAGAUUCCUUGGAAGCUGCUAAAAAUGCAAGUAAUACAGAAAAGCUCGCAGACCAGGUGAUGCAGAAUCCUCAAGUUUUGGCAGCUUUACAGGAACGACUUGACAGUGUCUCCCACACUCCUUCGAGCUACAUUGAGACUUUACCUAAAGCAGUAAAACGAAGAAUCAAUGCCCUGAAACAGCUUCAGGUGAAAUGUGCUCACAUAGAAGCCAAGUUCUACGAAGAGGUUCAUGACUUGGAGAGGAAAUAUGCAGCACUGUACCAGCCUCUCUUUGACAAGAGAAGGGAAUUCAUCACUGGUGAUGCCGAGCCGACAGACGCAGAAUCCGAAUGGCACAGUGAGAAUGAAGAGGAGGACAAAUUGGCCGGAGACAUAACAAAUAAAGCAGUCAUAGCAGAAAAAGAAGCAGCAGCAGCAGAAGAGCCAAACCCCAAAGGAAUCCCAGAGUUCUGGUUUACCAUCUUCCGAAAUGUAGAGAUGCUAAGUGAGUUAGUUCAGGAAUAUGAUGAGCCAAUCUUGAAACACCUGCAGGAUAUCAAAGUGAAAUUUUCAGACCCUGGACAGCCUAUGUCUUUUGUAUUAGAGUUCCACUUUGAAUCCAACGACUACUUUACCAAUUCAGUCCUGACAAAAACGUACAAGAUGAAGUCAGAGCCAGAUAAGGCCGAUCCCUUUUCCUUUGAAGGUCCUGAAAUAGUUGACUGUGACGGGUGUACCAUUGACUGGAAGAAAGGAAAAAAUGUAACAGUCAAAACCAUCAAGAAAAAGCAGAAACAUAAGGGCCGAGGCACCGUCAGAACAAUCACCAAGCAAGUCCCCAGCGAUUCCUUUUUCAACUUCUUCAGUCCGCUGAAAGCAUCAGGGGAUGGAGAAUCGCUGGAUGAAGACUCCGAGCUGGCGCUGGCCUCCGACUUCGAGGUCGGGCACUUCUUCCGAGAGCGGGUCGUGCCGCGCGCCGUGCUGUACUUCACGGGGGAGGCCGCCGAGGACGGCGACAGCUUUGAAGAAGGUGAGGAAGGAGAGGAGGAGGAAUUAGAAGGUGAUGAGGAGGGAGAAGAUGAGGACGAUGCCGAAAUUAACCCCAAGAAGGAGCCCAGCCAGCCCUCGGAGUGCAAGCAGCAGUGA